AUGAAAAUAAAACUGUAACGGUGACAUUGUUCUCUAAACAUUUUAUGUGAUAAAUUAAAUCAAACUCGAAAAUCAAUCAAUAAUGUACCCGCCAACACACAAAUCCCUAGUCCGGCCCCGAUCAAGCUUAUCCACGACUGAGGAAAAUCGGUUGAAGCCCGGGCUAGGCCGCUCGGCGAAAUGGUGCCGGCCCUCGCUGACGGUGCUUUCGCUCGCCGGAGCGUGUGCAUUUCUCUUCGUUUUGUGUCUGUGCUUGGUGUGCGCACUCGUGGUCGUUGGCAGAAAUUUCGCUCGAGGCGGCCCGCCGGCAGUCGCAAUUCAACCCGCCGCCGGUGGCAGUGUCAAGUCAGUGAACUCCGCAAACGUCAUCGGGGAAACUCGUACCGUGAUUCAGACAGUCGAGGACGCCGCGGGUAAACAAACUCAGAUUUCGCGCAUCCCCAAGGCCGUGCAGCCCAUUGACCCCGUCGACUUGCAAGAAGUUACCUUGCUUUCCUCCGACCGCUACUGGGACUUAGUCAAUUCGCGCCAGAAAGUCGUAUUCCGGCCGGGAAAAGUGCCUCCGCUGCGCGACGACGAUAGUGAAAGUGACGAUUCCGUGAAAAGUGUACAAUUCGCGACGAAGUCAGCUGGCAAGGGGUCGACGACCGCCGUCAUGUCGAAAGUGAUACCGAAGCUCACCUUCCGGUUGCCGGCCUUCAUCAAGCCGCGCGAGUACAAUCUGUGGCUGCACCCGCACCUGGACUCGAAGCGUUUCACCGGAAAGGUCUCGAUCGAGCUGGACGUCCAGCAGCCAACCGCGUUCAUCCCGCUGCACUCGAAGCGGCUCAACAUCACGGCGACGAGCGUGUUCCGCGUGCAGAAGGACGGCUCCACGGUGCCGGUGAAGGUGCUGCAGACGUUCGCGUAUGACCCGCACGAGUACUGGGUCACGGAGUUCGAGAAGCCAAUCGAGCCCGCGACGUACCACAUGAAGCUGUCGUUCGAGGGCAGCCUGACCGACCGCAUCGUGGGCCUGUACCAGAGCUCGUACCUCGACAGGAAGACCAAGAAGAGGAGAUGGAUCGCUACAUCAAAAUUCGAACCAACAUAUGCCCGUCAAGCAUUCCCAUGUUUCGACGAACCAGCCAUGAAAGCCAAGUUCAAAGUAACUCUCUACCAUCCAAAGACAGACGACUAUCACGCUCUCUCCAAUAUGAACAUCCUGGAAACUACCGACUACGACGAUAAUACCAUGAUGACUGUUUUCGCCCAAAGUGUCCCGAUGAGUACAUACCUGUCGUGCUUCAUAGUGUCUGAUUUCGAAUUCAUGAGCAAACCCAUCAUUGCUGAGUUUGGUAACGACUUCGAAAUGAAAGUCUACGCUACACCGGACCAACUGGAAAAGGUCGAAUUCGCCUUGGAUGCAGGCGUUGGGGUUACGCAAUACUAUAUCAGCUAUUUCCAAAUUGAAUAUCCACUACCAAAAUUGGAUAUGGUUGCGAUACCUGACUUCGUAUCCGGUGCUAUGGAACAUUGGGGGUUGGUAACUUUCCGUGAAACUGCUUUAUUAUACCACAAGGAUAUCAGUUCAGCGAUUAACAAGCAACGAAUAGGAUCAACGGUAGCUCACGAGUUGGCGCAUAUGUGGUUCGGAAAUUUGGUUACAAUGAAAUGGUGGAAUGAUUUAUGGUUGAAUGAGGGUUUCGCUACUUAUAUUUCAUACAAGGGAUUAAAUGCAGUUUAUCCUGAAUGGGGCAUGCUCGAUCAGUUUCUCACUUCCGACCUGCAUGACGUAUUGAAAAUUGACGCCACUCUAGCAUCUCAUCCAAUUGUACAAACUGUCGAGAAUCCUGACCAAAUAACUGAAUUAUUCGAUACCAUCACAUAUUCUAAAGGUGCUUCAAUUAUUCGUAUGUUGGAAAGUUUUGUAGGUGGGGAAAUAUUCAAGCAAGGAGUGACAAACUACUUGAAAAAAUUCAGUUUUUCAAAUGCUGUAACGGAUGAUUUCCUCACGGAAAUCGCUGCAUUAGUUUCGGAAGUUGAUGUGAAACACGUCAUGGAGACAUUCACAUUGCAAAUGGGUGUUCCAGUGGUUGAAGUUAAAAAAAUUUCCAAUACUCAGUACAAACUGACGCAAAAGAGAUUCUUCUCGAACCCAUCGGAUGAGCAAGGAUCGUAUGAAGAUUCGCCAUUCAACUAUCGUUGGUACAUUCCGAUCACCUAUUUCACAAAUGAAAACAAGGAUGCUGUCGAGACUGUUUGGUUCGACAACAAGGACACUGAACUAAUCAUCAGCAACGGCUUGUCUUCCACUACCGAAUGGGUCAAAUUUAACAAAGAUCAAAUGGGCUACUAUCGCGUAAACUACGAAGAUACAGUUUGGCAAGAUUUAGCCAGAGCUUUAGAUACAAACAUUGAUGUGAUGAGUCCUUCCGAUCGUGGUCAUCUUUUGAACGACGUUUACGCUUUGGCCGACGCUACCCAACUCUCUUAUGACAUUGCAUUUGACUUUAUGGAUUAUCUUCAACACGAGACAGAAUUUGUACCUUGGACGAUUGCUUCGUCCGCUCUCAUCACUCUUCGCAAUAGACUUCGUCGGGUGGACUAUUAUCAGACGUAUUUGUCGUUUGCACAAGGACUUUUGGCUGAGAUUUACGGAACAGUUGGAUGGGUUCCGGAUGAGGGAAAUCACUUGAAGAAUCGCUUACGUAUUGUCAUUCUGGAAGCAGCUUGUGCGCUUGGCUAUGAACCCUGCCUUGCGGAAGCUGUUAGACGAUUUGAUGAAUGGAUUGCAGAGCCAAGUAACAGACCCGCUCCAGACAUACGAACAAUUGUCUAUUCGUAUGGCAUCGCAGCUACUGAAAACGAGGCCACUUGGAAUAAGGUUUGGGAGCUAUUUUUGAGCGAAACCGACGCUAACGAGAAGGCCAAACUGAUGAGUGCAUUGGCAAUGUCGAAAAUGCCAUUCAUUUUGCAAAAAUACAUCGACUUAGCUUGGGAAGAAAGCAACGUUCGCUCUCAAGACUACUUCAGCUGCAUUCAAUCAAUUGCAGCGAAUCCUAUUGGUGAGACCCUUGUUUGGGACUAUGUACGUGAGAAAUGGCCGGCCCUUGUGGACCGCUUCGGCUUGAAUGAACGUUACCUAGGACGCAUGAUUCCAUCAAUUACCGGCCGUUUCGCUUCCCAAAUUAAAUUGGAUGAAAUGCAAACGUUCUUUGAGAAAUAUCCAGAAGCUGGUGCCGGAGCGGCGGCUCGUAAACAGGCAAUCGAAACUGUUAGAAAUAAUAUACAAUGGUUGGAGGGAAAUAAGGAGAUAAUUGGCCAAUGGUUGAAGAACAGGCCAACGGAAGAAUAAAGUUUUUUUUUAAUUUGUUUUGAUCUGCUCAGUGGUUGUUCACAAUCCUUACGAAGAAGUAUUUAUUGCGUCUAUUGUAGACGCGAUAGUUUUUUGUAUUUUGUCGUAUAUUUAUUGACUACGAUUUUAGAUAGAAGAAAAUAAAAAGAACCAAAAUUUUAAAAAUCGAAA
This is a messenger RNA of Hermetia illucens (black soldier fly), 3508 nucleotides long. Its product is annotated as glutamyl aminopeptidase-like. Gene Ontology annotation, cellular component: cytoplasm. The record is from RefSeq and is a predicted model, not a curated record. The coding region runs from base 83 to 3337 and encodes 1084 amino acids. Gene Ontology annotation, molecular function: metalloaminopeptidase activity; zinc ion binding; peptide binding. NCBI's taxonomy places the organism in Eukaryota, Metazoa, Arthropoda, Insecta, Diptera, Stratiomyidae. The transcript is spliced from 10 exons. Gene Ontology annotation, biological process: peptide catabolic process; proteolysis.